AACCUGGUUGCGUCUUACAAGGAGACUCGGAAUGGCCUGGUGGGAAUGGAUUACUCAACCAAAUUUGCACCAUGGCUGGCGCUGGGCUGCAUUUCACCUCGAUACAUCUAUGAGCAGAUCCAGAAGUAUGAAAAAGAGAGAACAGCAAAUCAGAGCACGUACUGGGUCCUCUUUGAACUGCUGUGGCGGGAUUAUUUCCGAUUUGUGGCCCUGAAGUACGGCAAAAGGAUUUUCUCAUUAAGAGGGCUUCAAAGUAAAGAGAUCCCCUGGAAAAAGGACCUUCAGCUCUUUGACUGUUGGAAAGAGGGCAAAACAGGCGUUCCUUUUGUCGAUGCCAACAUGCGAGAGCUGGCUGUGACCGGCUUCAUGUCUAACAGAGGGCGGCAGAAUGUCGCCAGCUUUCUCACCAAGGACCUGGGUCUGGACUGGAGGAUGGGGGCAGAAUGGUUCGAAUACCUGCUGGUGGAUUACGACGUCUGUAGCAAUUACGGUAACUGGUUAUACAGCGCUGGUGUUGGCAACGACCCGCGGGACAACAGGAAGUUUAACAUGAUUAAACAAGGCCUGGAUUACGAUGGCAAU
Messenger RNA from Antrostomus carolinensis (chuck-will's-widow), 582 nucleotides. RefSeq names its product cryptochrome DASH-like. Lineage: Eukaryota; Metazoa; Chordata; Aves; Caprimulgiformes; Caprimulgidae. The annotation marks the transcript as partial. Gene Ontology annotation, biological process: photoreactive repair. Gene Ontology annotation, molecular function: deoxyribodipyrimidine photo-lyase activity; damaged DNA binding; FAD binding. The transcript has 6 exons. The record is from RefSeq and is a predicted model, not a curated record.